UUUACAGGCCAGCGCUGUCCGAGAUACGCCGCUCGAAAUAAAACGUGAAAACGCGGCCCGAAUCGAUAGCGGACGAAGCGAGGAAUUUAUAAAAGUGGCCGGGAGCGGGCGGGCAUCUGCGCUCUUGCUUUUGUGCCCGCGUCUCGGCCGCGCCGCUCCGGCGGGCGGGCGGCCUGCGCGUGCGAGCGAGACGGCGUUUGCGAGCUUGCUUCCCGCUGCGCGUGUCUGUCUGCCGCCAUGCGCGCCGCCGUGUUUGCUCCGCGACCUCGCGGCGGUGUGACGUGCGCUUAUUUAUGUUGGCGAUAAGUCCGCCGGCGAUGGCGUCUUCGGUGGCGGACGAGGCGGCGCCCGUGGGCCGCAUGGUGGACUCCAGCCAGUCGGAGGACCGCAAGAUGAUCCGGCUGGUCCGCGAGCGGCCGCUGCUGUACGCGCGCAACAACAUGCCCGUGGCCAGCGUGUACUCGCGCGUCAAGGGCCUGUGGCGCGAGGUGGCCGACCAGAUGGGCUGGAGCGUGAUGGACGUGCGGCGCAAGUGGUCCCACGUGCGCAACUCGUACUCGCGGCACCUGCGCAACGAGAUCCACGGCGCGCGCACCGGCCGCGGCCGCCGCGUGUCGCGCUGGUACCUGGCCGACGAGCUGGACUUCCUGCGCGAGCACAUGGCCACCGACCUACGAAUGUCACCUACCUUCCCAUACUCUGCAUCGCUUCUCGAAAUAGAAGGAAUAAAGUCGCCGCAGCAGGAGCCGGUGGAGACCAAGCCCUUCAUCAACAACCCCUGGCUGAGCAUCCCCUCGACCUUCGAGCCCAAGGCCGAGCCGCCCUCCAACGAUGACAGCUGCAGCUCGACGUUCGAGGCCGACGAGAACUCCUCCUUUUUCCAGUUCUUCCGCGGCAUCCACAACGACUACCAGGAGCUAUCCGCCAGACGGCAGCGCAUCUACAAGAAAAAGUGUUUGGACUUUUUGUUGGAGCUUCUGGACGAGCAGGAUUCGACGCAGUCGCCGCUGUACCAGAGCGGAGCCAUCAACCUGUCCAACUCGUCGCACGCCAGCGACGACGAGCGCGAGCACAAGGUCUGCGUCGUGGAGCACCUCGUGGAGCUGCCGCCCGCCUCCGACUGACUGUGAUACUGUGCACGGCGCACGGGUGUGCGCAGCGCAUGAGCAGAAUUGAGACAAUUCCGUAUCUACUAGUUGUACUUAGAUACGAUAAGUAGAUAUUGUAGUUAUAUCUAGCUAUAAAGAGAUAAUAAUAAUUAAUAAUCUUCUGACAGACUCACUAAAGGAGAACAAAAAUGAUUGUGUUGUCAUAACUUGGAGAUCAGAUUAUGAAAAAAUAAUAAUAUUUUUAAGUAUUUAAACAUAAUAAUUAAAUAACGUAGUGAUCCACUACGUUAUUUAAGUAUCACAUAAAAAAAAAAAAAAAAAACUUGCAAGACCCAAGUAAGGUAUUUUCCCUUCGUAUAAAACGUAAUCCUAAUAAGCAUACAUAAUAAAAACGUAUCACUUACAAAACAGGUUCCAAACGUUGAACAUUUUCAUGUCAAGGCUGGAUCGCGAUAACAGCGCCAAGGUCAGGGCGUUGCUAACUCGUUCCGGAUUAUAACAAUACGAUUCAUGCUGGAGAGUAAAACGCAUCACUGCGCACAAUGAAAAUAAUAACAUGGUACACCUACGAUCACAAAUUCAUUUUUAUUUUGUGCCAAGAUGCUGAUGAUCAUUAAGUAAUAUUACAACCAUGCCUAUGCCAAAUGAUUGUUAAAUCACUUUAAAUAGAAAUUUCUAGUGGUGGAAGUUUCAAGUGCCACAAUAAAGUGAAUGGGUGGGAUAGGUGGGUAAUUGAAGUUCCAGGAAAAUGUUAUCGUUAUAUGCAAUUAUUUCAUGUUAAUUGUGACUGUGACUAUGUAGGUAUUUGCUGUUAGAAAUUCAAACAAUACCUACUAUUUUUUAUUCUGUGACAAUACCUACAAUAAGAGCUAUUGUAAAUUACUAUAAUAAUAGUUUGUAGUUAUUAAAAAUAAAUAAGUAAAAGAGGGACGGAA
This is a messenger RNA of Ostrinia nubilalis (European corn borer), 2044 nucleotides long. RefSeq lists its product as uncharacterized. Lineage: Eukaryota; Metazoa; Arthropoda; Insecta; Lepidoptera; Crambidae. The transcript is spliced from 3 exons. The record is from RefSeq and is a predicted model, not a curated record. Bases 294 to 1124 code for a protein of 276 amino acids.